Molecule: messenger RNA, 3059 nt
Organism: Suricata suricatta (meerkat)
Lineage: Eukaryota; Metazoa; Chordata; Mammalia; Carnivora; Herpestidae
Gene: FAM20C
Product: FAM20C golgi associated secretory pathway kinase
Exons: 13
Coding region: 1-2295 (764 amino acids)
Biological process (GO): protein phosphorylation
Cellular component (GO): Golgi apparatus
Molecular function (GO): protein serine/threonine kinase activity
Source: RefSeq, a predicted model, not a curated record
AUGGGGACCCGUGCAUCUUGCUUUAAAAAGCAGCAUGAGGUACUCAAGGUGGACCGGGAUGUGGACACCAAGUGGGUUCUGGAGAGCAGGGCCAACGUGCCAGCAGGCACCACGCACCCACCGGCUCAGCUUAUCAGCCCGGUCCUGACACUUUCGGAAACGCACGCCAGUGCCCGCUGGGAACUAUGGGGCCAGCCCAGCGGACAGCAACCAGCCAACACGGGACCCACUGCUGGGACCCACCAGGGGGCCCGCCCAGCGGAUGGCAUCCGGCCAGCAUGGGACCCACAGCUGGGACCCACUGCGAGGCUGGCCCAGUGGACGGCAUUGGCCGGCACGGGACCCACAAAGCAGCACGAGAGCGUCCGGGAGAGCAGGCCCGGCAGCAGGGCGCUCGGGGCCCGCCCGAGGCGGGGGCGGGGGAGGGGGCACAAGGUCGCCGCCGCGCGGGGAGCUCAUCCGGCGGCGCAGACGCCCAGCGGCUCCGGGGAGGGACUUGGCCUGGACGCCGGCCCUCCGCUCAUCUGGGGAGGAGCUGGGAGGCCCCAGCUGGCGGCGGUCAGCUCUGGGCGGGCGGAGGUCCCCGCGAGCCGCGGCCCGGCCUGGGCCCCCAGCGACGACAGCGCCGAGGCGCGCUCCCCGGGCUACAGGAGCCAGCGCGGGGAGCCCGGCUGCUCGUGCGCGCAACCCGCGGGCGAGGCGGCGGCGACUGGCUGGGCGAAGGCGCGGGGCCGCCCCGGGGAGCCCCCGGCCGCCGCCGCCGCUGCCGGAGAUGCGGGCUGGCCCAACAAACACACGCUGCGUAUCCUGCAGGACUUUAGCUCCGACCCUUCCUCCAACCUCACAUCCCACUCGCUGGAGAAACUGCCGGCUGUUGCCGAACCGGCCGAAGGAGCCCUGCAGGGGCAGGAUCCUGGCGGCCCCCGUCCUCGAGAUCCCCCACACCGACCACUGCUCCAAGACCCCGGACCCCAUCGGUCGGUGGCACCCCCUGGCCCGAGCGGGGACAGCGCUCUCCUGGCUAGGCUGUUCGAACACCCACUCUACCAGAUGGCCGUCCCACCGCUAACUGAGGACGACGUCCUCUUCAAUGUGAACAGGGACAUCAGGUUCAAUCCCAAGGCGGCAGCAGAGAAUUCUGACUGGCCACGUGAAGGCACUGAAAAUGAAGAACUCUUGCCCACUGGGGAGGCGGCAGUGGACUCCUACCCCAACUGGCUCAAGUUCCACAUCGGCAUCAACCGGUAUGAGCUCUACUCCAGACACAACCCUGCAAUCAAAGCCCUGCUGCAUGACCUCAGCAGCCAGAAGAUCACCAGUGUCGCCAUGAAGUCAGGGGGCACACAGCUCAAGCUCAUCAUGACGUUCCAAAAUUAUGGGCAAGCUCUGUUCAAACCCAUGAAGCAGACGAGGGAGCAGGAGACACCCCCGGACUUCUUUUAUUUCUCGGACUACGAGCGGCACAAUGCAGAGAUUGCCGCCUUCCACCUGGACAGGAUCCUGGACUUCCGCCGGGUCCCGCCGGUGGCCGGCAGGAUGGUCAACAUGACCAAAGAAAUCCGGGACGUCACAAGAGACAAGAAGCUGUGGAGAACCUUCUUCAUCUCUCCAGCCAACAACAUCUGCUUCUACGGCGAGUGCUCCUACUACUGCUCCACGGAGCACGCGCUGUGCGGGAAGCCGGACCAGAUCGAGGGCUCGCUGGCGGCCUUCCUGCCGGACCUGUCUGUGGCCAAGAGGAAGACAUGGCGGAACCCGUGGCGGCGCUCCUACCACAAGCGCAAGAAGGCGGAGUGGGAAGUGGACCCCGACUACUGCGAGGAGGUGAAGCAGACACCCCCCUAUGACAGCAGCCACCGUGUGCUGGACGUCAUGGACAUGACCAUCUUUGACUUCCUCAUGGGGAACAUGGACCGCCAUCACUAUGAGACUUUUGAGAAGUUUGGGAAUGAGACAUUCAUCAUCCACUUAGACAAUGGGAGAGGGUUUGGGAAAUACUCCCACGAUGAGCUAUCCAUUCUGGUGCCUUUACAGCAGUGCUGCAGGAUCAGGAAGUCCACCUACUUGCGGCUGCAGCUCCUGGCCAAGGAGGAGUACAAGCUGAGCCUACUGAUGGCAGAGUCCCUUCGUGAGGACCGCGUGGCCCCCGUCCUGUACCAGCCACACCUGGAGGCCCUGGACCGACGGCUGCGCAUUGUGCUGCAGGCCGUCAGGGACUGCGUGGAGAAGGAUGGGCUGCACAGCGUGGUGGAAGAUGACCUGGGGCCCGAGCACAGAGUACCCCCCGGCAGGUAGUGACCAAGAGCCGCCAGCCUGCCACAGAGGAGGGACACAUGCGUCCAUGCUGUGAAUUCAGUGACUUUAGGAAUAGACAGGCCACUCCCAGAGUCCGGGAACUGCUGGAACGUGAGGUCCUUCGGCGGCGGGUCCGAGAGGACACAGUGUAUUUGUUCCCAAGACCGGAGAAGGUUGGGGAGGGGGCACUCUGUGCUGGUGGACAGAGGCGGCCUGGCGGCGGGGGCGACCCCCCCCUUUUUGUAUGGAAAGGAAGCCUUUACUUACAAUUUUGUAUUUAUACAUGGUGUAUAUGUAUAUAAAUAGAGAGCAACAGCUAUACAUACAGACUCCACCCACCUACCACAUGCACAUGAGAGGGCCGAGCCCACUGGGGCUGAACUCUCCCACCAAGUUCACUCACACUCUGGACGUAACUUGAAAUAAACUCCCUUCUCUCGUCCCUCCUGGGGGCCCUGUAGCCAAGGCUGAGUACCCUGUCUCAGUAUCCAGGAGGCUCCCAAUGGAACCAUGGGCUGGUCGACAGAAUCCUGGUCUCAGAGUGACGUAAAUGACCAUGUCUUCCAUUUCUCAGAGCCGUUCGGCAGCACCGGGCUCUCCCCAGCUGCUGAGAGUGCUGCCCGGCUCCUGACUUUGCUCUGACGGUCAGUGUAAAUAUGUCAUGUGGGCUCCUCCAUGGGCCUCGGCAACAGGCUUAAUUUUGCAGCAUUUUUAUGGAAUAGAUUGCAAUGUGGUAAAAGUGCAAUAAAAAUACAGCAAAUGUG